AUGUUUGUUGUGUGGGGGGUGUAUGGUUGGGUAGGUUUGGGGUGUGGGGGUUGGUGUGGGGUGGUGGGGUGGGGUGUUGUGUUGGGUGUGGGGUUGGGGUGGGUGGGGGGGGGGGGGGGGGGGGGGGGGGUUUGUGUGGAUGUGGGGGGGGGGGUGGGUGUUGGGGGUGGGGGGGUUGUGUUUGGGUGUUGGUGGGGGUUGUGGGGGUGGGUUUUGGAUGUUUUGGUUGAUUGUGUGUUUUGGUGGGGAUGGGGAAUUGGUGGUUGGGGUUUUGGGGGGUGGUGUUGGUUUUGUGGUUGGAUUGGGUGGGGUGGGGGUGGGUGGGUGGUGGGUUUGGGUGAGUGUUGGUUUUGGGUUUGGGGUUGGGUUGUUGGGUGGGUGGAUGUUUAUGGUUUGGUGUUGUUUUGGGGGUGGGGUUGGGUGGGUGGGGGUGGGGGGUGUUGGUGGGGUGGGUUUGUUUUGGUGGGUGGGUGUGUGGUUGGUGGUGUGGGGGGGGGGGGGGGGGGUGGGGUGGGGGGGGGUGGGGGGGGUUUGGGGGGUGGUGGGGGUGGUGUUUGGGUUUUUUGGUGGUGUUUGUUGGUGUUGUGGUUGGGUGGGGGGGGGGUGGGGGGGGGGGUGGGGGGGUGGGGUGGGUGGGGUGGGGGGGGUGUUGUGGGGUGGUGUGGGGGUUGUUGGGUGGGUUUUUGUGGUUGGGGUGGUUGGGGGGGGGUGGGGUGGGUUUUUGUGGUGGGGUUGUGGGGGUGUUUGGUGUUGGUUGUGUGUGGUGUGGGGGGUGGUGUGGGGUUGUUUGUGUGUGUGGGUGUGUGUGUUUGGUGUGGGUGGGGGUGGUGGGGGGGGUUUGGGGGGUGGUUGGGGUGUGGGUUGGGUGUGGGGGUGGGUUUUGGUGUGUUGUGGUGGGUGGUUUUUUGGUGGGUUUGGUUGGUGUGUGUGGUGGUGGUGGGGGGGGUGGGGGGGGGGUUGUGUUUGGGGGUUGGGGUGGUGGGGGUGUGGGUUUGGUUGUGGGGGUGGGGGGUGGGGGGGGGUGGGUGUUUGGGGGGUUGUGGGGGUGGGGUGUUGGGGGUUGGGGGGUUGGGGGGUUGGGUGUUGGGGGGUGGGGGUUGUGGGGUUGGGGGGUGGGGGUUGGGGUUGGGGGUUGGGGGGGGGGGUGGUGGGGGGUUGGGGGGUUGGGGGUUGGGGUUGGGGGGUUGGGGGUGGGGUUGGGGGUUGGGGGUUGGGGGGUUGGGUGGGUUGGGGGGUGGGGGUUGGGGGGUUGGGGGUUUUUGGGGGGGUUGGGGGGGUGGGGGGUUGGGGGGUUGGGGGUUGGGGGGUUUGGGGGGGUUGGGGGGUUGGGGGGUUGGGGGGUGGGGGUGUGUGUGGUGGUGUGUGGGUUUUGGUUGUGUGUGUGGUUUGUUUGGUUGGGUUGUGUUGUGUGGUGUGGUGGUUGGGUGUGGGUGUGGGGUGGGGGGUUUGUUGGGUUGUGGUGUGUGUUUUGGGGGUUGUUUUGUGUGUGGGGUGGUGGGUGUGGGUUGGGGUGGGGGGGGGGGGGGUUGUGGGGGUGGUGUGGUGUUGGGUGGGGUGGGGGGGUUUUGGUGGGGGGGUGGUUGGUGUGGGUGGGGGGGUGGGUGUUGGGUUGGUGUUUGUGUGGUGGGGUUUGGUGGUGGGUUUUGGUGUGGGGUUUGGUGGUGGUUUGGUGGUGGGGUUGGAGUGGGUUUGGUGGUGGGGUUUGGUUGGGGGUGGGUUUGGUGUGGGGUUGGUGUGGUUGGUGGUUGGGUUUGGUGGUGGGGUUUGGGUGGGUGGGGUUUGGUGUGGGGUUGGUUGGUGGGUGGUGGUGGGGUUUGGUUUGUGGGGUAUUUUGUUGGUGUUGGGGUGGGUGGGGUUUGUUGGGGGGGGUGGGGUUUGUGGGGUGGGGGUUGGUUGGUUGUGUGGGUGGGGUUUGGUGGGUGGGGGGGGGGGGUUGGGGGUGGGGGGGGGGGGGGUGUGUGGGGGGUGUGUUGGGUUGGGGGUGGGGGGUGGGUGGGUGGUGGUGUUUUUUGGUGGUUUUGUGUGGGGGUUGGAGGGGGGGUGUGGUGUUGUGUUGGUGGUUGGGUGUGGUGUGUGGGGUGGUGGGGUGGUGGGUGGUGGUGGGGGGUGGGUGUGUGGGGGGUUUGGUGUGAGUGUUGUGGGUUUGUGUUGUUUGUGUUUGUUAUGUUUUUUGGGGUUUUUGGGGGGUGUUUGGGGGGUGGGUGGGGUUGGUGGUUGUUGGGUUGGGGGGGGGUGGGUUUGGGUGUUGGUUUUGGGGUUGGUGGGGUGUUGGUGGGGGGGUUGGUGGGGGGUGUGUGGGGGGGGGUUUGGUGGUGUGGUGGGGUGUGGGGUGGGGGGUGUGGUUUGUUGGGGGGGUGUUUGGGGUGGGGGGGGGUUUGGGGGGGGGUUGGGGUGGUGUUGGGGGGUGUGUGGUGUGGUGUGGGGUGGGGGGGGGGGGUGUUUGGGUGGGGGGGGUGGGGGGGUGGGUGGGGGUUGGGUGGGGGGGGGGGGUGGGGUGGUGGGGGGGUGUGGGGGUUGGGGGGGUUGUGGGUGGGGUGGGUUGUGGUGGGGGUGGUGGUGGUGGUGUGGGGGUGGGGGGUUUGGGGUGUGUGUGGUUGGUUUUGGGUGUGGGGUGGGGGUGUGGGUGGUUUGUGUUUGGGGUGGGGGGGGGGGGUUGGUUGGUUGUUGGGGUGGUUUUGGGGGUUGGGUGGUGUUUGGGUUUUUGGUGUGGUGUUGUUUGGGGGGGGUGGGGGGUGGGGGGUUGUUGGGUGGGGUGGUUUUUUGGGUGUUGGGUGGUUGUGUGGUGUUGUGGGUGGGGUGGGGGUGGGGGGGGGGGGGUGGGGUGGUGGUGGGGUGUGGGUGGGGGGGUGGGGUGGGGGGGGGGGGGGGGGGUGGGGGGUGGGGGGGGGUGGGGGGGUGGUUGGGGGGGGGUGUGUUUUGGGUUGGUUGUUGGGGUGUAUUGAAUGUUGGAUUGGGUUGGGGGGGUUGGGGGGUUGGGGGGUGGGGGUGGGUGGGGGUGUUGGGGGGGUGGGUGUUGGGGGGUUUUUGUGGGGGGGUGUGGGUGGGGGGGGUUGGGGGUGGGGGUGGGGGUUGUUGUGGUUUGGGGUGGGGGGGGGGGGGUUGGGGGGUGGGGGGGGGGUUUGGUGGGGGGGUGGUUGGGUGUUGGUGGGGGGGGGGGGGGGUGGUGUGUGGGUGUUGGGGUUUUUUUUUAGGGUGGGUGUGUUGGUGGGGUUUGGGGUUGUGUUGUUUGGGUUUGGGUGUGGUGGGGGUUGGUGUGGUGUGGGGGGGUGGGUGGGGGUGGGGUUGGGUUUGGGUGGGGUGGGGUGGGUUGGGGGGGGGGGGGGUGGUGGUUGGUGUUGGUGGUUGUGGGGGGGGUGUUUAAUGGGGGGUGGUGGGGGUUGGUGGGGGGGGGGGUUGGUGGGUGGGUGUGGUUGUUGGUUGGGGUUGGGGGGUUGGUUUGGGUGUGGGGGUUUGGGGUGGUUUUUGUUUGUGGGGGGGUGGGUGGUGUGGGGUGUGUUGUGGUGUGGUUGUGUGGUUGUGUUGGGGGGGGGGGGUUUGUGGGGGGGUGGGGUGGGUGUUGUUGGGUGGGGGUGGUGGGUGUGGUUUGGGGGGGGUGUGGGGGGUGGGGGGGUGUGUGUGUGGAGUGGGGGGUGGGGGGGGGGUGGGGGGGGGGUUGGUGGGGGGUGGUGUGGGUGUGGGUUUGGGGGGGGGGGGGUGGUGGUUUGGGGUGGGUGGGUUUUUUUUUGUUGGGUGGUGGUGUGGUGGGGGGUGGGGGGGUGGGUGGUUGGUUGGGGUGUGUGGGGGUGUGGGGGUGGUGGGUGGGGGGGUUGUAGGGGUGUGUGUGGUGGUGUGUUGGGGUUUUGGGGGGGGGGGGUGGGGUGGGGUUGGGGGUGGGGGUUGGGGGGUGGGGGGGGGGGGUUUGUUGGUUGUUGGGUGUGUUGGGUGGGGGGGUGUGGUGGGUGUUUGGGUUGUUGGGGUUUUUGGUGGGUGGGGGGGGGUGUGGUUUUGUGUUUUUGGGUGUGGUUUUUUGUUGUGUGGGGUGGGUGUGGGUGGUUGGGGUGGUGUGGUGGUUGUGUGGUGUGUGUUGGGGGGGGGGGGGGGGGUUUGUGGGGGGGGUGGGGUGGGUUUGUUGGGGUGGGGGGGGUGGUGUGGGGUGGUUGGGGGGGGGUGGGGGGUGGGGGGGGUUGGGGUUUGGGGGGGUGUGUUGUGGUGGGUGUGUGUUUUGGGGGUUGGGUGGUGGGUGUGUGUUGGGGGUGGGUUUGGUGUGUGGGUGGGUGGGGGGGGUGGUGGGGGGGUGUGUGGGUGGUGGGGGGGUGGGGUGGUGGGGGGGUGUGGGGUGGUGUGUGUUUGUGGGGGUUGGUGGGGGUGUGUGGGGGGGGGUUGGUGGGGGGGGGGGGGUGUUUUUGUGGGGUGGGGGGGGGGGGGGGGGGGGGGGGGGUUGGUGGGGGUGGUUGUGGGUGUGGGGUUUUUGGGGGGGGGGUGGGUUGGGGGGGGGGGGUGGGUGGGGGGGGGGUUGGGGGGUGGGGGUGGUUGGGGUGGGGUUGGUGUGGGUGGGGUGGGGGGGGGUGGGUGGGAGUGGUGUGGUGUGUGGGUGGUUGA
Molecule: messenger RNA, 4578 nt
Organism: Knipowitschia caucasica
Lineage: Eukaryota; Metazoa; Chordata; Actinopteri; Gobiiformes; Gobiidae
Source: the annotation of a GenBank genome assembly